AUGGUAUUAGAGGAUACUACCGCUGGGGUCGGUGGCAGUGGCAUUGGUGUGCCUGCGUUGAAAGAGAGAAAGGAGACCGAGAUGGUGGCCAACACGGACAUGAUCCGCCAGGCCGAAAAAGACCUCAUGACGCAAAAGCUGGAGUCUUUUCAGCAUCACGUCAGGGGCGAGGAAGUUCAGACUGAAACAGUCCACUUGAGAAUGGCCGUGUUGCGAAACACUGGUGUCCUUGAGGACGAUGAUGAUGAGAAUGACGAUGAUAGACUCCAGAAGGAGGACAAGAUUUUGGCGCUGGAAGAAACCACAAAAGCAGUGCCUCCUCUGACCUCACAACAAUCACGAGCUACCGGUACAACCGCCCAAAGGAGACUGCAAAUUCUCAUGGAUACAGGAGUCAUUGAGGAGACGGAAUGCAGUGGCACGGAUAAUAGGAUCGUCCACAAGUCGGAUGCUAUGGACAAACUGGAGAAAAACGUGGCAAUCAAUAACGUACCCGUAGGCGCAGCUGUCACCGAACAGAUACUACCGCGAGCCAAAACUGAUAGUAGAUUACACAGUGGUUCUCACGACGACAGCGGCGGCGGCGACUCGGAAAACCCCGACAAGAAUCUCCGUGACUGUGCCCCUCCUCCUACCCAGCUGGCACAAGGAUCCCAAAUACUCAGGACCGAGGGAGUGCCAGGCGCUUACUACCAUGCGCCUUCCUGGAGACAAGAUGAUAGUGUGCGAGCUUCUCUGAAUGAUGCCUCCCUUGUCUUUGGCAUAGAUCAGGACGAUCAAGGCAACACGCGAACUAAUGAAGAAGGCUUGGCCGAGGCAAGUCCCGUAUGUAUAUCUACGGAAUUUGCAGAACCCAUUGAUGUUUCAGAGCAUCGUGCGGCCCGGCAGCAACGAUAUCAGAAAGAUUUAUCCAGGACAGUCAAGUUUGUACUCGUUGGAGUUGUUGUAUUAAUUCUGAUUGGAAUUGGGCUUGCUGUGGGGCUGGCCCUCAGAGAUUCCUCUUCUACCGAAAGGGACAGCACGAAACAACAUGUGAAAGACACGAACGGGACCAUGGCACCUACCCAAGUGGACACUUCUUGGCACUGGGAUCUGCCAUUCACAAUUCCCAACACCACCUUGCACUUUCUUCACCGUGACGUGGAUGCCGCUGUACAGACUCCUCUGUACCAAGCCUAUCAGUGGAUGAAAGAAGAUCCCUACAUUGACACAUACUCGGACGCAAGGCUUCUCCAACGGUUUGUGAUGGCUCUCUUUUACUAUUCUACAAUUGGGGAAUCUUGGACAGAACAAGGAGGGGGCACUGCAACGGUCCUUGCAGAUGUAAUUACCACCCUGGAGCUGUCUGCUGCAGGGGUUCCAGCAAGAGAAGCUAGGAAUUCAGGACAGUUACCAGACAAUGGGGACGAUCAAAGUGAUCCCAAGCCCGAACAGAGUUCUUCCCAGUGUUGUGCCAUAGGAUCCAAACCAUCCAGACGCCAUGAGUUUGCAAAGGUGAACAUUACCAUGGAUCAAUGGUUAUCCUAUGAGCAUUCUGAGUGCAACUGGUUCUUCACAUCACCUUUGCGAUACCCUACAGUCUGCAAUCAAAAAGAUCAACUCCAGUUCUUUGAUUUGAUGCACAACAACUUGAUGGGGAGACUGCCUGAGGAGAUUUCUUUGUUGUCUUCCUUGGAGGUACUCAAUGUUGGACGCAACAAGAUCCAUGGGCCCAUCCUGACUCAAAUAGGAAACCUGAAGAAGUUGAGAGAAUUUCAUUUGGUGACCAAUGACUUUAUUGGUUCCAUACCUUCUGAGAUUGGCUUGCUGUCUGGCACUUUGGAAAUUGUUUCUGUCAUUGACAAUGACCUGUCUGGAUCUCUUCCGCCUGAGUUCUGGGCUCUUUCUCACAUGAAAGAACUCAAGAUUGAUAAAAAUGGCUUGUCAGGGACUUUCCCCUCCGACAUUGGCUUCCGGAUGCCACACUUGCUGUUGUUUAUGGUUGCCCGAAAUCGCUUUACUGGCACAUUACCUACAUCCAUCGGUCAAGCCACAGAUCUGUUUCGAUUGGGCAUACAAUACAAUGAAAUCACGGGGGCUGUACCAUCGGAGCUGGGACUGUUGGUCAACAUUACAACAGUGCAUGCCAGUGGCAAUCUGUUCUCGGGAACGCUUCCAUCCGAGAUAGGCUUGUGGACCAACCUUGUGGACCUUCGCAUUGACCAGAAUCCAGGCAUCACUGGCCCUGUGCCCCCAGAGCUCUGGAAUUUGAAUGAAACCCUCCAUAUCUUGCAACUCCAUGGCACUGGUGUCACAGGGACUAUUCCAGAGGAGAUUUGUGGAAGUUUUGGUUAUUUUUCUUUUGACUGUUCGACAUCUUUGUGCGGUUGUGACUGCCCUUGCCAGUAA
Seminavis robusta is the source of this 2388-nucleotide messenger RNA. Lineage: Eukaryota; Bacillariophyta; Bacillariophyceae; Naviculales; Naviculaceae. The record is from the annotation of a GenBank genome assembly.